UAUAUAAUUUGACAGUAUUUUUAUUCUAAUUUAAAUUAUUGCUGACAAUUUAUUAUAAUUUGUCUAUAAAAAUGGCGAAUACAUUACAAAAUUGGAGUCCAUUUGCCAAAGAAUAUGAUCCCUUGAAAGCAGGUAGUAUUGAUGGUACAGAUACAGAACCACAUGAUAAAGCUAUUAGCCGUGCCAUGCAAGCGCAUUAUGAAUCUCCUCAUGGCUUAAAAUCAAAACCAGAAAGAACAUUAUUCGUUGCUAGAUUUGGUCCAAAAAUUACAAAACAUGAUUUAAAGGAGUUUUUUUCUAAAUAUGGAGAAGUCAUAUCGGCAAAAGUUAUAGUUGAUAUUGUAACUGGAUUAUCUCAUGGUUAUGGAUUUGUAGAGAUGAGAAGCGAAGAUGAAGCUAAAAGAGUACUUAGACGCUGUGUUGAUGCUACAUUAAAAGGUUAUCAAAUUUUUAUAGAUUAUGAGUGUGGACGCACUUUGAAAGGAUGGAAACCAAGAAGACUUGGCGGUGGUUUUGGUGGUAAAAAGGAAUCGGGUCAACUUAGAUUUGGUGGAAGAGAUAGACCUUUCAAAAAACCAAUUGUACCUAAUAUUAUAAGGUCUCAUCAUCAUCAUCAAGAACAUACACAUCAUCAUACUCAUCAUCAUCACCAUCAUCAUCAUCAUCAUCAUCAUCAUCGUCAUCAUUAAAAUUUUAUAUUUUAAUCUUAUUUUUGGGAAUUUUAUUUUAUAACUAAAAAUCAUAAAUGAAAUGCAACAUUAAGAUAUUUUCCAAAAAUAUUAUUGUGUAAUAUUUUACUUGUGUUCGUUGAAAGAUUUUUCUGUAAAUUUUGCAGUUUUGACUUGUAUCCAAUAUAAAUAUUUAAGAUCUAUAUAUUUUAUAAAGA
Molecule: messenger RNA, 886 nt
Organism: Apis florea (little honeybee)
Lineage: Eukaryota; Metazoa; Arthropoda; Insecta; Hymenoptera; Apidae
Product: U11/U12 small nuclear ribonucleoprotein 35 kDa protein
Biological process (GO): mRNA splicing, via spliceosome
Cellular component (GO): precatalytic spliceosome
Molecular function (GO): snRNA binding; mRNA binding
Source: RefSeq, a predicted model, not a curated record